Nipponia nippon (crested ibis) is the source of this 1395-nucleotide messenger RNA. It is a transcript of the gene SHMT1, whose product is annotated as serine hydroxymethyltransferase 1. The record is from RefSeq and is a predicted model, not a curated record. Gene Ontology annotation, biological process: tetrahydrofolate interconversion. Gene Ontology annotation, molecular function: glycine hydroxymethyltransferase activity; pyridoxal phosphate binding. Lineage: Eukaryota; Metazoa; Chordata; Aves; Pelecaniformes; Threskiornithidae. Gene Ontology annotation, cellular component: mitochondrion; nucleus; cytoplasm.
AUGGCAAACUCAACACAGGCCGACAGGGGCCUCCCCAGCGCAGAGCUCUGGGCCUCCCAUAACAGGAUGGUGAUGGAGCCACUCGACAGCAAUGACCCAGAGGUGCACAGCAUCAUCAAGAAGGAGAAGCAGCGGCAGAGGCUGGGGCUGGAGUUAAUCGCGUCGGAGAACUUUGCGAGCCGAGCGGUCCUGGAGGCCCUGGGAUCCUGCAUGAACAAUAAAUACUCCGAGGGCUACCCAGGACAGAGGUACUACGGUGGGACGGAGUUUGUAGAUGAGCUGGAAAGGCUGUGCCAGAAGCGAGCCCUCCAGGCAUACCGGCUUGACCCCCAGAAGUGGGGCGUCAAUGUCCAGCCCUACUCAGGGUCACCCGCGAACUUUGCGGUGUACACGGCCCUGGUGGAGCCCCACGGCAGGAUCAUGGGGCUGGACCUGCCCGAUGGGGGCCACCUCACCCAUGGGUUCAUGACAGACAAGAAGAAGAUCUCUGCCACCUCUGUCUUCUUCGAGUCCAUGCCCUACAAGGUCAACCCCAAGACCGGUUACAUCGACUAUGACCGACUGGAGGAGAACGCCCGCCUCUUCCACCCCAAGCUGAUCAUAGCAGGUGUCAGUUGCUACUCGCGCAACCUGGACUACGCCCGCAUGCGGAAGAUCGCCGAUGCCAACGGUGCCUAUCUCAUGGCCGAUAUGGCCCACAUCAGCGGGCUGGUGGCUGCCGGCGUGGUGCCCUCCCCCUUUGACCACUGCGACGUUGUCUCCACCACCACCCACAAGACCUUGCGGGGCUGCAGGGCCGGCAUGAUCUUCUACCGCAAAGGCACCCGCAGCGUGGACCCCAAGACGGGCAAGGAAACACUCUACAACCUGGAGAGCCUCAUCAACCAGGCAGUCUUCCCCGGGCUGCAGGGAGGCCCGCACAACCACGCCAUCGCAGGGAUCGCCGUGGCGCUGCGGCAGGCCAUGACGCCCGAGUUCAAGGCCUACCAGCAGCAGGUGGUCGCGAACUGCAAAGCGCUCUCGGCGGCGCUGAUGGAGCUGGGCUACGACAUCGUCACGGGAGGCUCCGACAACCACCUGAUUCUGCUGGACCUGCGCAGCAGAGGCACGGAUGGCGGCCGGGCCGAGCGGGUGCUGGAGAUCUGCUCCAUCGCCUGCAACAAGAACACAUGCCCCGGUGAUAUCAGCGCCCUGCGCCCCAGCGGCCUGCAGUACAUCCACAGAGGGAUCGAGUUGACGCUGCGCGUGCAGAAGGACAUGAGCCCCAAGGCGACACUGAAGGAAUUCAAGGAGAAACUGGAAGAGGAGAAAUACCGGGGGGAACUGAAGGCACUGAAGGAAGAGGUGGAGGCCUUCGCAGCGACCUUCCCGCUCCCGGGGCUGCCUGUCCUGUAA